This is a messenger RNA of Plasmodium yoelii, 1830 nucleotides long. RefSeq names its product conserved Plasmodium protein, unknown function. The transcript has a single exon. The record is from RefSeq and is a predicted model, not a curated record. Gene Ontology annotation, molecular function: protein binding. Bases 1 to 1830 code for a protein of 609 amino acids. NCBI's taxonomy places the organism in Eukaryota, Apicomplexa, Aconoidasida, Haemosporida, Plasmodiidae.
AUGACAGUCAAUUAUGAAAAUAAAGACCAAAAUUACAACGAAAUUACAAAGUCUACUUGGUAUGCUAAAAAUAAAGAAAAUUUAAAUAAGGCAAAAUAUUUAGAAAUUGAUUCAUUUUCUGUUAUAAUUGAUUGGAUAAAUAGUCUUUUAAUAAAUAAAAAUAUAUUAAAUGCUUAUAAUAUAUAUGAAGAGAUAAAAGAUGGAAUAAUAAUUUUAAAGUUAAUACAAAUAUAUAACCCUGAAAUAGAAAUUCGUGGGAUAUUUUUUAAAGCUAUUAAAAAAAAAUGUGCUAUGAAAAAUUUGGAAAAAGCACUAUCAAUAAUAUAUAUGAAUAAUCCAUAUUAUUAUUCCCUAGUUUCAUCUACAGAUAUUUAUGAAAAAAAAAAAAAAAAAGUUAACAUUUUAUUAAUACAACUAUUUGAUAAAUUCGAAUUUCAAAAUUUAAAAAAUAUAUCAACACCUUUACUUAAUUGGUAUAAUUAUACUCUUAAAAAAAUGAAACUACCACUUUAUUCUAAAACAAUAAAUAACCCUUUUCAUAUAAUAAAUAAUAAAUCAAUAAAUUGUUGCAAUGAAAAAGAAAAAUAUUUAUCUUUUAAAAAAAAUUUUGAAAUAAAUAUACAAAAAGACAACACCAAGGAAGACAUUACAAUAGAUGGAAAUAUGAAAAAAAAAAAAAAAAAAAAAAAAAUAUUAAAUAUAUUCCCUAACGAUGUAAAAGAGUAUAAAAUAAUAACACACGAAAAAAUAAAAAAUAAAUCAAAUGCUCUAAAAAAUUUUGUUACAUAUUUAUUAUACAAAGAUAAAGAAGAAUAUCAAAAUGAGGUACCUUAUAUUGUCAAAGAUUUUUCAGAUAGUAUAAAAAUAUUUUUCAUAUUAUAUAGAUAUGGUUAUAUUUCCAUUGAAGAGUUGCAAAUUGUGACCAAAUCAAAUAGGAGGAAUAAUUUUUUUUUUUUACAAGAAUUACUUAGAAAAUUAAAUAUACCAAUUGUUUUAAAAAGCCAAUAUUUAAAUAACCCAUCUGAAAUUGCAAUUCUUUUACAAUUAAAAUAUAUACAAUGUUUUAUUCAUAACAAUGGUUAUUCAAAAGCUAUUGAUUUAAAAAAAAACUAUUUUCCUUCUAUCUCGUUGUAUAAAAAAAAAGAUAAAAUAAGUGCACAUACAAAAUGUGAUCACAAUAUUAACAAACGUAAUAGCGACCCAACCAAUUAUAAUAACAAUAUAUUAUUAAAUGAUUAUACUAAAAAUAAUUAUAAUUGUUGUUAUGAACAAAAUGAUAAACAAUUUUUAAAUAUGAAACUUAAUGUACAUAAUGAAAAAGACAUAAUUGAUGAUCAUAAAAAUGAUGUAUAUGAAAAAGUGGAAUAUAAAACUUGCAAAGAUAUCCCUAAUUCUGAAAUUGAUAAAAUAAAUAAAAAUUAUAAUAAUAAAGAUGGGAAUGGAAAAAGGGAACAAAUAAAUCAAUUUAGUUGUUAUAAUCUAUCAAAUGGUAUGGAAGAUUUAUUUGAAGGUGGAAAUAAUUGGAAUUUUAAUUCAUCUAUCAAAAUAUAUCAAAAUAAAAAAGAGAAUAAUUACAGAAAAAAUAGAGAACAAACAGAUCAUCUUCAAGAUAAAAAAGAAAAUAUUUUGUGUGCAGAUCAAAAUGAAAAAGAUAAUUUUAUUCCAACAAAUAAAUAUUUAGAAAAAGAGCCGCUCACAAUCACUCCAAUAAAAAUGUUAAGAAAAAUGUUUCAUAACCAGAUUAAAGAAAAUAUGAAUGGCGAUAAAGAAAAUAUGAAUGGUGAUAAAGCAAAUGCAAUUGAAAAGCCCAAAUUUAGUGAUAUCAAAUAA